ACAUCAUGAACUUUGCAACUGUUUUUUUCCCCAUUAUUAUUCAGCCACAAUGAUUUCUCCUUGUAAGUUUAUUCUCUUGUUGCCCAUUCUUCUCAUUAUCAUUUCUGAAAACAGAGUUCAAGCUCGAACAUUAUUAACCAAUAAUUACAAAAAGUUGCAAAGGCCUUUCAACAAUACAAUAUCAGCUGUUUUAAUUUUUGGCGACUCUACGGUUGAUUCCGGCAACAACAACUACAUAAGUACUAUUGCUAAGUCCGAUUUUCCACCAUACGGACGGGACUUUGUCAACCACAUUCCCACUGGAAGGUUCACCAAUGGCCGCCUCGUUACGGAUUACAUAAUUUCGUACCUGGGAAUCAAAGAUUUCGUGCCACCCUAUUUGGACCCAAGUCUUAGCUUGGACGAACUCAUGACUGGAGUUAGUUUCGCAUCCGGUAGCUCUGGUUAUGACCCUCUCACUGCUCAAUUAAUCGGCGCAAUUCCAUUGCAAAAGCAGCUGGAAUAUUUUAAAGAAUACAAAAAGAGACUUGAAAAUUCAAUUGGGAAAGAAAAGACAAAAUUGCUAAUAAGCAAAGCCACAUUUAUCAUAAGUGCAGGGACAAAUGACUUUGCUGUGAACUAUUUUAACACCCCAUUUCGAAGAAAAACAUUUCCUAAUGUCUCUGCCUACCAGCAAUUCCUGUUGCAAUUGGUCCAACAAUUUGUCCAAGGUUUGAUGAACGAGGGAGCUCGAUUAAUCGGCAUCGUCGGAGUUCCGCCGCUCGGGUGCUUGCCGGCGGUCAUCACGAUAGAUUCCGGCGAUGCACUUCAACCCCGCCACUGUAUUGAAUCGUACUCCACUGUUGCAAGAGAGUACAACUUGCUUCUUCAACGUUUACUAAAGACUAUACAAAUUCAUGGCACAAUAUUAUUUUACUUCGAUGUCUACACUCCUUUAAAUGACAUGAUACAUAAUCCAAUUAAAUAUGGAUUUACUGAUGUUACCACGGGGUGUUGUGGAAGUGGACUAAUUGAAGCUUCAAUUCUAUGCAAUCCAAAGUCAAUUGUUUGCAGUGAUCCUUCAACAUAUGUGUUUUGGGAUUCAGUCCACCCAAGUCAAGCUACUUAUUACAGUUUGUUCCAGGCCCUACUUCCUUCUAUUAAUUUUGCUCUCAAGCAAUUAUAAACAUUUGGUGAAGAACUAGAAAAGUGAAGGGAAAAAAAAAGUGACAAAAAAUUGUUCUAAUUUUUUAUCCUUUUUUUUGCACCCUUGUAAUUGUAUGGAAUAUAUUGCUCAAUUGCAGACGAAGAAUUCCUGAAGUAGCUAAAUAACAAGGGAAAGUUACACAUU
This is a messenger RNA of Lycium barbarum (goji berry), 1330 nucleotides long. Its product is annotated as GDSL esterase/lipase At5g45960-like. NCBI's taxonomy places the organism in Eukaryota, Viridiplantae, Streptophyta, Magnoliopsida, Solanales, Solanaceae. The coding region runs from base 50 to 1165 and encodes 371 amino acids. Gene Ontology annotation, molecular function: hydrolase activity, acting on ester bonds. The transcript is spliced from 5 exons. The record is from RefSeq and is a predicted model, not a curated record.